ACCAAAGUUCAACCACCUUUUCCCAUUUUCAUAAUUAUCCACAUAGAAUUUUAACGUUGAGUGAUUGCAACGAAAAACUGCAUCCUUGAGGUAUCGUCAAUGUCUCUUGAAAUUUUAUCGCUAGAAGGUCUUCGAAAUGAUGGUCGAAGAUGGAACGAAAUGAGGAAUUUCUUUUGUCGGAUUGGUGUAGAGCCUUCUGAAAAUGGCUCUUCUAUUAUUCAAUAUGGCAAUACCCGAGUGAUGUGCAUUAUAAAUGGACCUUCGGAGCCAACGAUCAAAUCGAAAUCCAGAGCGGAUCGAGCCUUUAUAAAUGUAGAUAUUAAUAUUGCUCCAUUUAGUACAAUUGAUCGGAAACGGCGGUUCAAGUCGGAUCGAAGGAUCCAAUUGCAAUGUUUGGCAUUACAAAGAACGUUUGAACAAGUGGUUCAAGUGGAGCUAUAUCCUAAAAGCCAAGUAUCCAUUUGUUUGCAUGUGCUACAUGAUGAUGGUGCUGUCGUCGCGACGUGCAUGAAUGCAGCUACUUUGGCACUUAUGGAUGCUGGUAUUCCCAUGACGGAUUAUGUUUGCUGUAGUACGGCCGGCAUUAUUGACUCUGACAUCCUUUUGGAUUUGAAUUCUUUGGAAGAAUCUGAUUUGUCUUGGAUGACAGUUGCGGUUAUGGGAACGAAAAACAAGGUUACCUAUAUGCAGCUUGAGACGAAAAUGCAUCUUGAUUACCUGGAAUCCGUGAUGAAUGUGGCGAUUGCAGGAGCCGAACAGAUUUACCAUAUGAUGCAGAAUGCCAUUCGACAAAACGCUAAACCGUAUUUGGCAAAGCUAGUAUAAAUACUCAGAACAUAGAAAAUAGGUUACACUUUCGCAAACGGCUUAAAGGGUUGUAUUUGUGUAUGAGUGUGCGAUGCGAUCAAAACUGUAUGAAAAAAACUAAACGCAAAAUUUACUACGACAAAGAUUUCGUGUUUUGUUAUUGGAAUAAAGGAAUGGGGAAACUUGAAAAUAAGUGGUGAUGCUGUCUUUCACAUAAUAUGAUUUUUAUUUUAUUUUGUUACAUUAUUUUGGAUAAAAAAGGUGAGAUCUUCUUCAAUGAAUUGUACUCUUGUUGAUGAAUUCCUGUUUUCUAAAUCAUGGUAGACAUUGGUACCCUUCGCUUUCGCUUUUAAGACAUAGUGCACAAGAACAAUAGUGAACAGAAAUCAUUAGAGGAAUUGAUGAAUGAAUCUAAUUCUUCCAAAGUAUUGAAAAGAUA
Molecule: messenger RNA, 1246 nt
Organism: Schizosaccharomyces octosporus yFS286
Lineage: Eukaryota; Fungi; Ascomycota; Schizosaccharomycetes; Schizosaccharomycetales; Schizosaccharomycetaceae
Product: exosomal 3'-to-5' phosphorolytic exoribonuclease Ski6
Exons: 3
Coding region: 100-825 (241 amino acids)
Biological process (GO): nuclear mRNA surveillance; poly(A)-dependent snoRNA 3'-end processing; U4 snRNA 3'-end processing
Cellular component (GO): cytoplasmic exosome (RNase complex); nuclear exosome (RNase complex); nucleolus
Source: RefSeq, a predicted model, not a curated record